UUGUCGAUUUACAAUCAACGCUCACUUGAUAAAGGGUCUUAUUCUCCCGAACGUCCUUCGAAGAUCGCCAGAGUCAAAGAGCAAGACCUCACCAACAACGACGACAACGAAGACGAACACGGGGAAGAGCAAAGAGAGCCCACUAUUGGUGACCGAGCCAUGAUUCAAAACCCUAGAAUUCAAAGGUACUUAGUCACGAUCGAGUAUAUUGGGACUCGAUUCAGUGGGGCACAGAACAACUCAAUGACGGAACUGUUGUCGGUGUUCUCGAGGUAA
Messenger RNA from Ilex paraguariensis (yerba mate), 276 nucleotides. Lineage: Eukaryota; Viridiplantae; Streptophyta; Magnoliopsida; Aquifoliales; Aquifoliaceae. The record is from the annotation of a GenBank genome assembly.